AUGCGCAAACUGAACGAUCGCACGAAGCGCGCUGUGGAACAAUUAUUCCCGCGUGAACGGCAGGAAUGCGCGAAAACAUGCAUUCACGCGCUCGCCAACUUUGAAGAGGGUUUGAAGCAAAAUUCGAUUGGUUUGCAAGAAAAAGACGAGAACUUCGUGGCCUUCAAGUUGCUCCUGCUAGCACUGGGCUAUAAAUUCGCUUUGAUGAUAAGGAAGACGAACAAUUCAAAGAAGACAGCGUUUGUGGAGGAUUACGGAGCGAUAGAAAAUACGCGCGGCCGAAUCCUGCGCUUCCUAUAUACGGAAAGUUCGGGCACGAUUGCAUCGAUGGAUUUUCGAACUGGUGUAGAUACUGUGUCGCGCAGAACCUCAUUGGGCGUCAAAACUGGUGUGUUCCAGCCCUUCAAAGAUGCUACAGCGCUGGACAGCAUGAAGACG
This is a messenger RNA of Anisakis simplex (herring worm), 438 nucleotides long. NCBI's taxonomy places the organism in Eukaryota, Metazoa, Nematoda, Chromadorea, Rhabditida, Anisakidae. The record is from the annotation of a GenBank genome assembly.